Tupaia belangeri chinensis (Chinese tree shrew) is the source of this 1528-nucleotide messenger RNA. RefSeq names its product ectonucleotide pyrophosphatase/phosphodiesterase 6 (gene ENPP6). Gene Ontology annotation, biological process: lipid metabolic process; choline metabolic process. Gene Ontology annotation, cellular component: plasma membrane. The record is from RefSeq and is a predicted model, not a curated record. Lineage: Eukaryota; Metazoa; Chordata; Mammalia; Scandentia; Tupaiidae. Bases 62 to 1387 code for a protein of 441 amino acids. The transcript is spliced from 8 exons. Gene Ontology annotation, molecular function: glycerophosphodiester phosphodiesterase activity.
CAUCCUCAGUCUUUGCAAGGGGACAGCUGUGCCAGCCGGGCUCUGGCAAGCUCCUGGCAGCAUGGCAGUAAAGCUCGGGGCCCUCCUGCUGGUCCUUGUGCUUGGCCUGGCUCAGCCGGCCUCUGUCCGACGGAAGCUCCUGGUGUUUCUGCUGGAUGGCUUUCGCUCAGACUACAUUAGUGAUGAGGCUCUGGCGUCGUUGCCCGGUUUCAAAGAGAUUGUGAGCCGGGGAGUAAAAGUGGAUUACUUGACCCCAGACUUCCCUAGUCUGUCGUACCCCAAUUACUACACCCUAAUGACUGGCCGCCAUUGUGAGGUCCACCAGAUGAUUGGGAACUACAUGUGGGACCCCAACACCAACAAGUCAUUUGACAUCGGUGUCAACAGAGACAGCCUGAUGCCUCUCUGGUGGAAUGGAUCGGAACCUCUGUGGGUCACUCUGACCAAAGCCAAAAGGAAGGUCCACAUGUACUACUGGCCAGGCUGUGAGGUUGAGAUUCUUGGUGUCAGACCUACUUACUGCCUAGAAUAUAAAAAUGUCCCAACGGAUAUCAAUUUUGCCAAUGCAGUCAGCGAUGCUCUUGACUCACUCAAGAGUGGCCGGGCUGACCUGGCAGCCAUAUACCAUGAGCGCAUUGACGUGGAAGGCCACCACUAUGGCCCUUCUUCACCUCAGAGGAGAGAUGCCCUCAAGGCUGUGGACACCGUGCUGAAGUACAUGACCAAGUGGAUCCAGGAGCGGGGCCUGCAGGACAACCUGAACGUCAUCAUUUUCUCAGAUCAUGGGAUGACGGACAUUUUCUGGAUGGACAAAGUGAUUGAGCUGAAUAAGUACAUCAGCCUGAAUGAUCUGCAGCAAGUGAAGGACCGAGGGCCUGUCGUGAGCCUUUGGCCAGCACCCGGCAAAUACUCGGAGAUACAUAACAAACUGACCACAGUGGAGCAUAUGACUGUCUACGAGAAAGAAGCCAUUCCAAGCAGGUUUCAUUACAAAAAAGGAAAAUUUGUUUCUCCUUUGACAUUAGUGGCUGAUGAAGGAUGGUUCAUAACUGAGAGUCGAGAGAUGCUUCCAUAUUGGAUGAACAGCACCACCGGCAAGAGGGAAGGCUGGCAGCAUGGAUGGCAUGGAUAUGACAACGAGCUCAUGGACAUGAGGGGCAUCUUCCUGGCCUUUGGACCUGAUUUCAAAUCCAACUUCAGAGCCGCUCCAAUCAGAUCAGUGGAUGUCUACAACGUCAUGUGUAGCGUGGCUGGCAUCACCCCGCUGCCCAACAACGGGUCCUGGUCCAGGGUGAUGUGCAUGCUUAAGAGCCCAACCAGUACGGCAUCAUUGGCCCAGCUGAGCAGCUGCGCCCUGGCCUUGGUUCUCCUCUUACUGUUUGCAUAACUGAUCGUAUUGUUUGUCCCCAAAACACUGUCAGCACAACGUGCCUCCAAAGUGGAAUGAUUUUCAUUUCUAUGUGAAUAAUAAGCUUCAUUAAUCAAGGCCACACAAAUUGUAAAUAUAUUAUUCUUGAAUUGUUCUAUA